This is a messenger RNA of Ipomoea triloba (trilobed morning glory), 3322 nucleotides long. RefSeq names its product serine/threonine-protein kinase D6PK-like. Gene Ontology annotation, biological process: protein phosphorylation. Gene Ontology annotation, molecular function: protein serine/threonine kinase activity; ATP binding. The coding region runs from base 584 to 3148 and encodes 854 amino acids. NCBI's taxonomy places the organism in Eukaryota, Viridiplantae, Streptophyta, Magnoliopsida, Solanales, Convolvulaceae. Gene Ontology annotation, cellular component: nucleus; plasma membrane; cytoplasm. The record is from RefSeq and is a predicted model, not a curated record. The transcript is spliced from 3 exons.
GGAGGCGUAUUUCAAUGCCCAGCUGCUUCGUCUACUACUGUGUAGCCUUCUUUCUUUCUUUCUUUCUUUGUAUUUCAAUUUCUCGAAAACCUUUUACUUUUUGCGCCAAUUUAGAAUUUGGAUACGCACAAGCCGACCGACCGAGCGGCAAGCAAGGGAGAAAACACAACAGUGGACACAAACGUAGGUAGUAGAGGUGUCAUUUCUCGUGAUUUGCAACGCCCCCUUCCCUUCCCUUCCCUUUUCUCUUCAUAUUUUGUCCUCUCUUUCUUCAUUCAAUUUCACCCACUCUCUCCCGUGCUCUCUUUACGCUAAUCACUCCAUCGCCCUCUUCUUUCCCCGAGCGCAUACGCACCCCCUAAACCCUAGUUUCCCCUUUUCUCUCUCCAUUUCUCCAGAAUUGGAUGUUGCAUGCUGAUCACGAUCAAUGAAAGCUCGAGUGCUCCUUAAUGUUUAAUAUGAUUGUGAACUCUUUGGAAGGGUUUGUGAUUUCGCUUUUGAUAUCCGGGAUUCUUCCUUUCCAUAAUCCUUCUGCCGACAUGGGUUGAAGAAAUAUCUCGGGGAAACUUCUAAGUUCACUCGGAUGCAUCUAGGGACAAUGGCCACGUUAUCUGGUACUAGUGAAAUUACGGAGUCCAUAGAAGACUUAAGUUCGGCAUCUGAAAUAGAUGAAAAUGCGCGAAGGCAGCAUCUGAUGAAGAUUGGGCAGAGGUAUCUUAUCGAGGAAGAUAUCAAUAGGCUUUUUGAGGCUAUAGAAAUAAGGAAUUCUCAUAGGGGUUUAAGUUCACCGGAACAGGGUGCUAAGAGUGCGAUGAAGAGGCCAAUGAGAACUUAUUCUUCUCAACCAUCGGGGAUUGGAAUUUCCGAGGCUGUAAGUUUGAAGCAAGCGUUUAGAGGAUUAUGCAUUUCUCAGGCGUCAGAGAUGGCUGCCAUGAAAAAGCGGUUGUCAAGACCGUCUGGGUUUUCUGCAGUUCUUGAAGCGGGAGCUAUCAAGAGAAUGAAUGGGGGGCCCACAGCAGUUGAAGCUGGUGAUCCUGGGCAUCCCGUUGAUAAAAAUAAGGGGAAACUAGUGCAGAUAUCCCUUGUUCCUGAUGGGAGCACGCCAAAUUCUUCGGAUAAGAUGCCCGGAUUUGAACAUGUGCCGGGGGCACAACACUCUGCUCGUUCUCCUCCUCUUUCUAGAGAUGCAAUUGCACGAGAGGCGAAAUUGACUAAAACGCCUACUGAAAUUGGUGCCGUUCCUCUUUCUCCUCCCGGUGGUUGUGAAUCCUCAAAAAUCACGUUGGAACACUCCAAGAGACCUAAACUUCCCGAGCCUUCCGUUCCCUCUUCUGCGAAUGUGAUGCUCCCGAUUCUAGAUGAGAUAGUACCCUCCACCGAUGCUACAAGUAGUGUAGUUCAAUCAAAUCGGGAGCAAGAAGGCAGUUCGAAUCAUAAAGCGUUAUCUGUUCUUAAUGCGGGAAGUAAGGUCAUCGGACGUGCUUGCAGCAGUCCACGGUUGAUCAAACCAACUUUCAGAAGCAAAACCUUUGCUAAGAAGAAAACAUCUUCAAACUCAACUUCUCUUUCAAGCAGUUCCAGUCGGUUCAAACCAGAAUCAGCUUCGAAGAAUGACCAUAAAAACACGAGUAUAAAAUCCACACCAUCCCGUACUACUGCAAAUACGGCAAUGGAAUCAAGUUCAUCCUCUUUGGAGUCUAGUAUUACUAAACCGGGUCUUGGCUCGAACGGUUCUAGUAAAACAAGAAAUGUCAUUACAAAACCUGAUGAAAGAUCAAGCUCGAGGGAAAAAUGGGAGAUAUCUCAGAGCUCAAAAAGUAGCAUUGGGGAUUAUAGCAGCACCACAAGCCUUAGCGAUGAAAGCUAUCUCAGUGGAUCUAAUCGCAGUGGGUAUAGGCCUCACAUGUCAAAAGAUAUGAGAUGGGAAGCCAUUCGUUGUGUCGAGAGGCAGCACGGGAAUGUAGGGUUGAAGCAUUUUAAAUUACUAAGAAAGCUCGGUGGCGGUGACAUUGGGAGCGUUUACCUGUCUGAACUACUCGACACGAGCUGCUUAUUUGCUCUGAAGAUUAUGGAUAAUGACUUUUUGGCCAGCAAGAGAAAGACAGCAAGAGCUCAAACCGAAAGAGAAAUAUUGCAAAUGCUGGAUCACCCGUUUCUCCCCACACUCUAUGCCCAUUUCACGACCGAUAAAUUCUCAUGCUUAGUGAUGGAAUAUUGUCCGGGCGGUGAUCUGCAUGUUCUCCGUCAAAAGCAACCAAGCAAGAACUUCUCUGAACAUGCAGUUAGAUUCUAUGUUGCUGAAGUUCUUCUUGCACUUGAGUACCUUCACAUGCUUGGCGUUGUGUAUCGAGACUUGAAACCGGAGAAUAUAUUGGUUCGAGAAGAUGGUCAUAUCAUGCUUUCCGAUUUCGAUUUGUCCCUGAGAUGUGCUGUGAACCCAAAACUGCUCAAAUCUUCGUCUCCUGUUGGGCAGCCUCCGAAGAAGAUGUCGAGUCCGUGUUCAGACUCGAGCUGCAUCGACCCUUUCUGCCUUCAUCCAUCGUGGCAAGUAUCUUGCUUCACCCCGAGGUUCUUAUCCGCAGCAGCUAAAACACGCAAGCUAAAAGCGGACAUAGCUGCCCAAGUAACCCCGCUGCCGCAGCUUGUAGUCGAGCCAACGAGUGCCCGCUCCAAUUCCUUCGUGGGGACGCACGAAUACCUGGCUCCCGAGAUCAUAAAAGGAGAAGGUCACGGCAGCGCUGUAGACUGGUGGACUUUCGGAAUAUUCAUGUACGAGCUCCUCUAUGGAAGGACGCCUUUCAAAGGGACGACAAACGAGGAUACUUUGGGCAAUGUAGUAUCGCAAUGCCUCAAGUUCCCCGAGACCCCAAUGAUCAGUUCUCACGCCAGAGACCUAAUCAGACGAUUGUUGCAGAAGGAACCCGAGAACAGGUUGGGAUCUUCUAAAGGCGCAACCGAGAUCAAGAACCAUUCGUUCUUCGAGGGAUUGAACUGGGCCUUGAUAAGAUGUGCAACCCCACCUGAAAUGCCCAGAAUCUUUGAUUUGGGAAACCUAAUUUCUGACACAAACUCACAGAAUAAGCAGGGUGGGAAGUGUCAGAAAGAAGGCACAAGUGGUGAGGAAAAUAUUGAGUUUGAGAUGUUUUAACCAUACUAUGAGAGAGAGAGAGAGAGAGAGAAUAGAAUAGAUUAGGUUUUUCCACUAUUACCCCCAUGUACAUCUUUAAUCCUUGUAAGUGCUUUAUAUAGCAAAUAGUGUACAUGCAAUGUUUCCUGUUUGUUGAAAUGUGGUAUGCAUUCCAAAUAUCAGAUUUCUCAUCUC